AUGUCGGCGAAGCCCACGACCAAGAAGUUCGGGAAGUCGACCCGGGAGGUGCCCGCCUCCGCCGACAAGGCCAAGAAGUGGUACAACGCCGACGACGAGACCGAGGCCAAGAAGGUCCGCAAGGCCGUCCGCCCCUGGGCCCCUCGCCAGUCGCUGCAGCCCGGCACCGUCCUGAUCGUCCUCGCCGGUCGUUUCCGUGGCAAGCGCGUCAUCCUUCUCAAGGCCCUCGACCAGGGUGUCCUCCUCGUCACCGGCCCCUUCAAGAUCAACGGUGUUCCCCUGCGACGGGUCAACUCCCGAUACGUCAUCGCCACCUCCUACAAGGUCGACGUCUCCGGCCUGGACCAGAAGAAGGUCGAGGAGAUCUCCCAGCCCAAGUACUUCACCGCCGAGAAGGCCAAGGAGAAGGCCGGCGAGGAGGCUUUCUUCAAGCAGGGAGAGAAGCCCCAGAAGAAGCAGAUCACCAGCAGCCGCGCUGCUGACCAGAAGGCCAUCGACAAGCCCCUGAUCGCCAACAUCAAGAAGGUCGACAUGCUCGCCAGCUACCUCGGCAGCUCCUUCAGCCUGCGAAAGGGCGACAAGCCCCACGAGAUGAAGUGGUAG
Purpureocillium lilacinum is the source of this 603-nucleotide messenger RNA. RefSeq names its product 60S ribosomal protein eL6. Gene Ontology annotation, cellular component: ribosome; cytosolic large ribosomal subunit. Lineage: Eukaryota; Fungi; Ascomycota; Sordariomycetes; Hypocreales; Ophiocordycipitaceae. Gene Ontology annotation, biological process: cytoplasmic translation; ribosomal large subunit assembly. Gene Ontology annotation, molecular function: structural constituent of ribosome; RNA binding. The record is from RefSeq and is a predicted model, not a curated record.